Messenger RNA from Myiozetetes cayanensis, 8040 nucleotides. RefSeq names its product retroelement silencing factor 1 (gene RESF1). The transcript has 5 exons. Gene Ontology annotation, molecular function: histone methyltransferase binding. Gene Ontology annotation, cellular component: nucleus. NCBI's taxonomy places the organism in Eukaryota, Metazoa, Chordata, Aves, Passeriformes, Tyrannidae. The record is from RefSeq and is a predicted model, not a curated record. Bases 1443 to 6878 code for a protein of 1811 amino acids.
GAACAUAUUGACUAGAUAGAGCAGUCCUUGAGAGAUAGCAGCAUUCCUCACAGAGAUAGCAACUCAGCAAAUCCUAGGAUGAGCCAAAAGUCAGCCUAACCCUAUUAUGUUUGCCAAAAACUGCCUUAAAAGGAGAAGAUCUAAAGAAAGUUCAGAAGUUUACAGUGAGGAAGACUCACACACGACCCCCGCCCAGAGGAAGGCAACAGGAACCCCCACCGUGAAAUCUCCCCAAAUUGAAGACUCCGCCCAGACUCCGCCUAUAUAUGAAUAUUACAAGUAGAUGUUGCAAUUUAAUGAAUAUGCAUGAUUGUGUUGUAAUCCUAUACUCAAAAACUGUAUAAAAGAGCUAUGCUGAUUGUACACGACAGAGCUUUAUGGCCAGGGAGACCUGGAAGCUCUCCAACGCGUUGCAAUAAAAUACCUCCUGCUUUAAAGAAACAAACUUUGUCUCUAAAGCAGUUUCUCCGUGCCUUUUGGGGCAAAAUCCGGCAUCAAUGUAAAAAAAAAAAAAGUAUAAAAAUGAAUGGAUUUUGUUGCUUAAGAGAACAUGUUGGGAGGAGUGAUCCCCCGUGUUCUCAGUGAACUGAAUAAAAAAGUUCAAAUUGUUAUUGGAUAACUUUCUUUUAACCCAUUUGGUGACAACCAGGUCAGAUAGAGUAUUGGCCUCCACUGUUCUUUCUCCAAGGAUUGAGUGAGUGGCUCAAGUACAUUUAAAAGUUAGAGUCUAAAUUAUGAUGAUUGCACUGAUUAUUAAAAUUUUGGCCCAAUCUAGUUAACAGAAAUGUUAUGUAAUAGGAAAGCAUUGCCAAUUGCUAGAAAACCUGUGUAACAAUAAGCUACGUUGAUUGCUAAAAUCUUUACAUAAUAAUAAAGCUCUAAUUAUAACUACAGACUUGUGACCAGUUCUCACUCUACCCAGGAUCCUGGAAAGAACCUGCCUGUCACCUUAGGGUUGGGUGACAACCGGCUAGGAGCCAAAAGGUAACUACAAAGGGAAAACAAAAGCUGAGCGUGACUCAGAACCCUUUCCUGAGACUCACGCGGAGGCAGCAACUGUUUGCUUCCAGGAGGUUGUAUACAUAAGGCCUAUCUAAGGGCAGUUUGUUGUCAGCAAUGAAGUGAAACUUGUGAGACAGAGAGGGUUCAGCAGCUGCCAUGCCCUCCAUCACAUGCCAGUGCCAUAUCCUCCAAGUCACACCAGCCGGCUUGGAGACAUGCUUCCUGAUGCUUGUGAGCAAAGACCAGUGAGGACCUCCUGUUCUUUCAGUGAGUGCUCCACAUCUGUCUGAAGAAACACACUAACAAGAUUGCUGAAGAAAUACCCAGUGUAACAGUAGCAGUCUGAAAUCUUUAUGCUGGAUGCAAAAGCCUCUUGUCUCAUUUAAGAUUCCUGUAUCACUUGUUUUGGUUUUACCAGAAGAAAAAGAAACCAAGAGAAGAUGGACUGGAAUGUAGGACCAGUCCAGAAUGCUAAUGCAAAUAUGAACCUCCAAAGUGAAGGAGCGUGUCGCACUCAGUUGCUUUCUAAUGGACAUGCCUUUCCUCAGGCAAAUGCCAGCUCCUCUAAAAAUGCGUGCACUUAUGCUGAAAAUAAUCAAAUCAUGUAUCUGCCAACUAUCAAUGUUACCUUCCCUCUUGUGAAUGCUGAAGGAUUCAAAACUUCUGAUCAGACGUUACCAGGAGCAUCUGUAACUGGUAAUAAUUUUUUUAUGUCAAAAUACUCAGUUAAACAGCAUCCACAGAUGUACGUAACAGCUCAGAAACCUCCCAUUCAGCAGCCACCUUCUCAGGCAGAGAUUACUCAGACUUCUUGGCCAGUCUCUAAUCCCUACAAUUAUCCCUGUAGAAAUGUACCUCCCCUGUCUUCUCCAAUGACUGCUGGAAAUAACGUGAGGAGUGUACAUCAGGGGCCUCAGUAUGCCGCUACAAACACUUACACUGCGCAGCCACAAAUACUGCAGCAAAAUUCUAUGAGACUUGCAGCAUUAUAUCAAAGUAGCCCUCAUUCCCAGAAUAAUUCUGUGUCUUUUGGUACACCUGGGCAACAAGUCCAAAACCAAAUAUUUCAGUCCAGUGCUCAGUGCAAAGGUUCAUACCCAGUGAAUCAAAAUACUGAAACAAAUGUACAGCUCCCACAAUUUCAGCCAAGUCAGAUGGAAUCACAAGCUCCUAGAGGAUGUUCUGCGCCAUCUUUGUUGCCUGCCAACUGUGUUUCAAGAGCUACUCCACAAUCUUCAAUAGGUGUACCACAGGAAGUACAAAACAUGCCUAAUGGAUACACCCUUAGCCAACAGAGGAGCCCACUGGAUCAAAAAAAUUCUUCUGGUUUUAACAGCAUUCAGCCACAAUUUCAGAAGCAGCAAUCUGGAGAAGUCAGUCAAUCAGUUAGGAGUUUCUGUAAUUCAAGUGGAAGUGUGACAGCAAAUGGGUCUUUUAGUGAAAUGACUGUGCCAUCCCCUGGCAUUCCCGAAGACCCGUUUGAUAUUAUAAAAGAAAUAGAAGCUCUUUCUUCAAAGCCACCAAGUGAUCCUCCUUCAGUUCAAGAAAGCCAGACCAGUAGCUUAAUGAAUGGGCCUGUUAAUUCUCAACUUUAUUCAGCAACAGUAGAUGAAAGAAAAAUUGUAAAGGACAGACUAGCUUGGGAAGCUGAGAGACUGUACAGUAUUAAAAAAAAAUGUGCCCUGCUUGAAAGGUAUUUUAAAAGAAAAGUCUUAGCAGCUUCAAAGUAUGACAAAAGCAUUCUCCCUCCUCCUCCCAGUUAUCACUGUACUGCUGCUAAUUGUCUUCCAUGGGUGCCCAAACAAAAUAUACCACCUUCCUCAACUCAAACAGUGAUGACAGAGAUUUCACAUGAAGAAAGAAAGGACAAAAAUCCAGCCAAUGCUGAUAACAGAAGGUUAGAGGGGACUCAAAAUAACCCCCAGGUGGCACAGGGAAGCCUUCCAUCAAACUUAGCUCCUGUUCCCUCUCAAAGCAAACUCGCAGCUCAAUUAAAUAAUCCUGAGAGCGCUCCCACCUUGGAACAACAGGGUGUGCACGCCUUGGCCUCCUCUCAAGAAACUGCGGUUUCCUCGAACAGUGCUUCAUGUUUUAGUCAAGCAGGUAGCUCUACCAAAAUUGCUUCAAAGAGUGUGCAAAUUAGCCCCGAGAACUCGUCGUUUUUUCAGUUUGUAUUAAGCAGCACAAAUGUAUUGAAAGAGAAGACAGCUGGCGCUACUGCUGAUAAAAUACUGACCAGUCUCCUGUGUAAUGAAAAACAAACGCUAGAUACAUCUGUCUCAGGUGAAAGCUUGCAAAAAGACACCAGUGAGAGGAAUGUAGAAAGAUCGAAAGGUGAGCAGGCAUCUGUGGUUCACACAAACUCUCCUGUGUCGCAAACAACUAAAUCUGAUGAAGCUAAGUUGCAGAAUGAGGUAGCUCAGAAAAAAAUGCCGUUUACUGAAAAUACAUCCUGUAAACAGAUCAAUUGUACUUACUCUAUGGAAGAGCUAACUGCAUGCCUGAGCUUGUGGCGGAAGCAUUCAUCAGAAUCUGUAAAUUUGCAAAAUAAACAGUCAAGUGAAAGCCCCACGGCAAAUCAGAUUUCGCCCUCCAGCCAAAACACAAAAAAGAGAGAACAAAAUAAUGUUCUGGUUAGUAUGGAUGAAGCAGUUUUGCCCGUAACAACUACCUCUGUAGGACAAAAACUUGAUACACUGACUUCCAGUUUGAUAAAAAAUGUUGAACCUCAGGUUGCAGUUGUCUCUCCUUUAGUACUUUCUGAACAGAGAACACAGAAUGAGCAAGCAGACAAAAUCCCAACAGCUGAAGAUAAAACCUAUCCAGUGAUUGAUUUGGAGAGCUCUUGUAGCUUGCAAGAAGUUGGGGAAAAUGGUUUAAAUGUGGCAAAUACUGACAAAGGAGCAGUAGAAAAUGCUUGGUCAUCACCCAGUGAUUGUGUUCUGGAACAGAAAGUGGACUCCCAUUUACAACAGAUCAAAUUAGGUGAUGAAAACAGAAGAGUAAAAACCAGUGUAAAUGGAAAUGAUUCAUAUAAUGAAAACCAAAGGAAGGUUAACCAAUCUGCACAAGAUUCCAGAGAAAAUCUGCAGCUUGGAUUACAAAACAAGAUUUCUCUUCCUGAACUGGGCAUAAAUUUUUCUAGUCAAAUCUUCCAAGAAGGUGUAAGAGAUCAUAAAGACAAGCAAACUGUGUUAGAGGCAGGAGAUACAUCCACAGCUGUGUUGGAAGAUCAAAUGUUUUGUAUUUCUAGUGUAUGUUCUCUUGUAGAAGGUGAUAAAUUUUAUAAUCCACAAAUAGCAGGCAUCUUCAGGUCAGCGUAUGAGACACAUGCAUCCGAAGGAAAUGGAUCGGAUGCAAGGGAAAAGGAACAACAUCUGGACUUGCAUAAAAAAAGGCUGACCAGUAACACUCCCCAGAAAGAGAGCUUGCUGCUAAAGAUGUUGGAAGAGCCAUCAAACUGCACGAGUAAAGUAGAUAAGAUUUUGCAUGGUAGCACAAUGAGUCAUUUGGGGAAAGAAAGCAGUGGCAAUCCUCUUAAGGUAGUUUCUACCUCAGAACAAAACAUGUCAUACGAGGCAUCUUUCAAGCAUCCUGAAAAUUGCUUAGAAAAUCUUGCCAAUAUAAACCAGAAGUUAGCUCAAAAUUCCCUAGAUUCCUCUAUCAGCAUAACUGCUGGAACAAAGGCAUCCACUGUUCCAGGAGGCAACAGUAAACAAAAUUUCAUGCCCACUAAAAAUAGCACAGAAGAGAUAAACUCUUUUGGAGGAAAACCUUGUAAAUACCUAAGCAAUCAGCUGGCUAAACUAGUGAAAGAGUUUCCAUAUGGCAUUGAAAGUGCUGAUAUGCUAAGAAAAGAACCAGCACAAAGUCAUUCUGGGGCUGAAGGGAUAGAGAAUCAACCUCAAAAAAAGAUUAAAAUAUGUGACAAGAAUUCUAAUUUGAAGGACCCAGUAAAUCAGAUAAAAAUUGCAGUGUUAAGCUCUGAUCAGGUUCAAGAACUUUUUCCUGAACACAAACAGUGCCCCUCUAGUGACAACAAGAGAGCAGUGAGUCAACAGUCAGAAAAAGCUUCAGCUGAGGAGAACCCUGAAGGCAGUGUUCAGCCUACUCAGAGUCUGUGUGAGAAAGAAAAAAAAACUCAAGAAAAUUCCAACCCCAGUGAAAAAAACGAAGAUUGUUCAUUAACGGGUUGUGUAUCUGUAGGAUGUAAAAUGCCACAUUGUCCCGGUAAAUCAGGAACAUCUGGCUCAGAGAAAAAUGAUUGUCAACUUUCAGAAGCUGAAAAUAGCAGCUCUGCAGAGAGACAAGAAAACAACAGUAAAUCUGAUGCCCUAACAAAGAAAAACUGUGCAGUUGGAACCCAGACAAUUUCUGAAGAAAUCUCAAACAGUAUUAGCGAAAAUAAAGAAGAUAUUUGCAAAUACACCUCUGCAAUGAACACAAAACCUGGGCUGAACAUGAAUGAUGAACAUAUACUGCCCACAAUAAAACAGGAAAAUACUGAACCAGAUAAUUGUUUUGAAAACCAAGAUGCUGAUAAAUACAAAAGCAGCAGCUGUAAAGAAGAGCUGCAAACUGACAAAGGAACCCCACUGCCAAGCAAAGAAUGUCAUUCUGACAAAAAAGAACAUCAGACAGUCUCAGAAGAAGUGCUGGAGAAAACUAGUCACACACAUGCAGACAACAUGACAAAGUCAUCUGGAAAGAAAGAGAGAGUUUUCAAAACUGAGUUAUUUUCAAAAGAUAAACCAGGUUUGACCAUGAAAUCCAGAACUCACAUUCACAAAUUUAAUAAGUCAGAAACUGUAGAAAUUAAGCACUCUGAAGUCAAUCAAGGGGAAAAUAUUAAAAGUUGUGAAGAGAACUCAGCUGAAAGACAGAACUGUAGUAAAGAAAAGGAGAUGCUUGGGCAAGAUGUAGGAAUUAAUGUCAAAGAGAAAGGUAAGCUACCAGCAGAAAUAAAACAUAAAAAGCUGAAUAGUUACCGAGCUGAUGCUGUAAAGUUCUCAAAUUUUGGCGCUGUAGACUUUAAGUCAAAAACCUCGAAAUACUCUCCACAUAAGUCUGUGAAAGUUCAUCCUUCGCAGGAGCAGGCGUACAAACGGAAGAUGAAGGAAAACCUGAUGGGGAAGAGAGAACUUAAGAAAGCAAAGGUGGAAGAGGAAAGACUGAAACAAUCUGAAGCAAAGAAUUUUAAGCAGGUUGCACAUAAUUGCGUGAUAAAUUCUGACAGAGCUAAAAAAUUGAAUGGAGAAAGUGUCUGGAAACCAAAGAGUUCCUUAGCAGAUCACUCUGUGCUUAAACUACAGAGAAAAAGGGCUCUAUCUUCUACCAUGUCUAAAAACUACUUUUCUAACAAAGAAAGACGUCUCGAUGGUCAAAACAAAGACAAGUGCUCUGAGAAAAUGUUUCCUGAUAAAAACCUGCUAUACAUAAACAGAAGAAAUAACAGACUGAAGUUGCAUCUUCAGAAGGAGCCAAAAAAACACUACCUGAACAGGGUUGCGUUUAAACGUACAGCACAGGAACGCAUCUAUCUGACAAAAUUAGAGACAUCACCUGUCAGACCCGUCUGGCAUAGAAAAAGCAAAGUGUCACAAAACAGUGAUUCGAAAAAAGAUGCGUCUGCCCCAGCAGUCGAGAAGCCAUGCAAGCAGGAAGUACUUGAAUUUAAGCUGUGUCCAGAGAUACUGUUCAGAAAUCCAACCACUGGUGAAGAAAGCUUAGCUGUGAAGAAUUCCCUGGAAAGAGAUAAAGUCGUCGUAGCAGGUGUCAAGAGUAAAAAAGAAGAUUGGUUAAAAUGUGAACCACUGAAGCAAAAGAAAUUGGAAGAGAUCUCUAAAGGUGAAAUGCCAUCUGAGUAUCCAGUUUGAAAUAUAAGUUAAAUACUCUUUGCUUGGUUUUAAGUGUUCCUUUACAGUAGCAAACCUUAAUAAAGCAUUUCAACUUAUUCUUUACUAGUUCUGCUGAUUAAAUGGUUACUGUAGAGUAGACAUAAAUUUCAAAGACCUGUGGAGCUUUUUACUGCCUUACAAAUAUACUGUUGGAGAUCAUUGAAAUUUUCCUGCAUACCUGUGUGCAGUUGACUUGGGUGUAGCACUGGUAACAACAUUCAAGUACAGUUUUAAAUUGUAGGUAAAUACCAAGCUAGCUCUUUCACACUUUAAAAUGUAGGAAGUGAUGUAGCAAAAUCCCGUGUGAGACUUUAAAAACAGAAAGUGAUUUUUUAAUUUUUUAAUCUAACUUUCCCAGUAUGUUGCUGCUGUCCAUGCAUAUACCUGUGCUCUCAAGUUCCGUGACCUGUGUCCCAGUAGUCUGGUCAAGGUUACUUGUAUGACUCAUAAAGGAAAAGUGGGGCCACUACUACUUCUUCCUUGUUUUACUUGAUUGGCAAAUUGCUUUUUGGAUGGUCUUUUAUACUCUGUAGGAGUCAACUGUUACAAUAACUGCAUAUUUCAUCUUGGGAUCUUGCUUGUUCCAUCCUUUGUGAAUCUUGGGUGAGGCUGCUCGCAACUGUCUUUGCUUCUUUGCUUUAAGUGUCUUCCUAGCUAUAGUCUUGUUUUUCCACUCAUCUGAAAGGAAACAAAGUGGUGCAUGCAGCAUGCUGUGUAGCCGUGUUGCCAUCCGCUUCCUAACUUGUCAGCAGAGGACUUGCAUGCUCAUAUCUGUGUUGUGGUGUUGAUGCAAGCAACGUGUUCUGCAACAUUUGUAUCUUUUAAUGCUGUUGCCUGUGUCCUUGGCUAUUGGUCUCUGCCAUCCUUUUAGCCCUUCCUCUUGCUUCAUCUCUUAAGUUUCACAAAUGCACGUUUUGUGUCACACCUUUCUUAAUAUUCUUCGGAAAUCUCGGGUGCGACGACACCCAGAUGGCCUUUUAGUGCUUAAAGAUACACUGGAGAUUGAUUUAAAUCUGAGGUGCCUGCUGCUUUAGGAAGGAAGUUUGUGGAGUCCUUUUUGACACACUGGAGGGCCUUAGAUAUCAUCUGCAUAAGGAGUAGAGUCCUUUGACGCUCAGACUCUUGCUUUAACCUGCUUGUC